Messenger RNA from Aspergillus chevalieri, 210 nucleotides. RefSeq lists its product as uncharacterized. The record is from RefSeq and is a predicted model, not a curated record. Bases 1 to 210 code for a protein of 69 amino acids. The transcript has a single exon. NCBI's taxonomy places the organism in Eukaryota, Fungi, Ascomycota, Eurotiomycetes, Eurotiales, Aspergillaceae.
AUGCCUGCCCUCCCAAUCGACGACAUUUCCUCCGCAUCCUCCGAAAUCCUUCACGGCAUCGCCAAGCGCGGCAAUUGGGCCAGCAAAAAUCCCGGCCCCAUCCUUGUCUUUUGCAUUGUCUUCGUUGUCGGCAUGGGUAUCGCGCUUCUCGUCGUUUACCGGUUUAUGAUGGCUAAAAAAGCGGCCAGGCAGUCGUAUGAGGUGGAGUAA